Molecule: messenger RNA, 600 nt
Organism: Onthophagus taurus
Lineage: Eukaryota; Metazoa; Arthropoda; Insecta; Coleoptera; Scarabaeidae
Source: RefSeq, a predicted model, not a curated record
GUUGUUUCUUAUAAAGAUCAACUAGAAGAAAAAUUAAAGAUGUAUUCAAACGAAAUUGAAUCAUUAAAAACCAUAAAUAGUGAACUAUCUGAAAAAAUUAACACUCAAGCGAAAUCAAUUGAAGAAUUAAACGAAUCCAAACUGAAAUUAAACGAAGAAUUUUUAACUCAACAAGCUACUUUAACGGCUCUUCAAAACGACAGAAGAAGACAUUUAGCAGAAAAAAACUUUUUAAGAAGUAUUUAUGAUAAAAUCGAGCAGAACGCUUCAAACACGGAAUGUUUGAAAGGUUCUCUAUGUGAAGUCACUAAAGAAGCCGAUAGAUUAGCCAUUAUAGCUGAAUUUAAUAAACAACUUGGUGAGAGAUAUCAAACUGAAAUUGCAGAAAAAGAUGAAUUAAUUUCCGAAUUAAAAGCGACAAUAAAGCGAUUGAACAAUUUUCAAGAAGAUAACGUUAAAGAAAAAGUUGCUUUGUGCGAAGAACUUACUGAAAUGUGCUCGAUUAAAGAUAAUCUUGCUAAUAAAUUAGAAAUGGAAGUGAAAAAAAGUUUUUUUAUAACAGAAUCGGCCAAAGAAAACGAAUGUAGUGUUAAUGAAGAG